Messenger RNA from Vigna unguiculata (cowpea), 834 nucleotides. The record is from RefSeq and is a predicted model, not a curated record. NCBI's taxonomy places the organism in Eukaryota, Viridiplantae, Streptophyta, Magnoliopsida, Fabales, Fabaceae.
AUGGCAAUCUCUCUUAUGGCUUCAUCUACAUCAAUUCUUACCGUUGUUCUUUAUGCAUUAUUCAUAAACAAUGCAAUAGCCGCAAACUUUCCUCGAAGUGUAAGAGAGACACUAAUUGGUCUAGAACCAAUUCAUCACAACUACUUACAAUCAAGUGAUGGUUAUCAUAUAAAGCUAGAACUUCCAUCAGGUCUAAAUCCACUCCAUAACAACUUCAUACAAUCCGAUAAUGGUUAUGAUAUCAAACGAGAAGUCCCAACAGGUUCAAAUCCACUCCACAACAAACUCGUCCCACCAGGUUCAAAUCCAGCCCGCAACAACUUCAUACAAUCCAAUAAUGGUUAUGAUAUCAAACGAGAAGUCCCAACAAGUUCAAAUCCACUCCACAACAAACUCAUCCCACCAGGUUCAAAUCCAGCCCGCAACAACUUCAUACAAUCCAAUAAUGGUUAUGAUAUCAAACGAGAAGUCCCAACAGGUUCAAAUCCACUCCACAACAAACUCGUCCCACCAGGUUCAAAUCCAGCCCGCAACAACUUCAUACAAUCCAAUAAUGGUUAUGAUAUCAAACGAGAAGUCCCAACAGGUUCAAAUCCACUCCACAACAAACUCGUCCCACCAGGUUCAAAUCCAGCCCGCAACAAUCUCAUACAAUCUAGUAAUGGUUAUGAUAUCAAACGAGAAGUCCCAACAGGUUCAAAUCCACUCCACAACAAACUCGUCCCACCAGGUUCAAAUCCAGCCCGCAACAACUUCAUACAAUCCAGUAAUGGUUAUGAUAUCAAACGAGAAGUCCCACCAACUCCACCUUUGGAAUCACAAUUAGGAUUUUAG